AUGGCUUCUCAAUUCAUCAACUGGAUCAAGUCGCCCGCUGGCAGACAAUACUUCUUCUCGACGCACUUCUGGGGUCCGGUUGCCAACUGGGGUCUUCCUCUCGCAGCCAUUGCCGAUCUGUCCAAGGAUGAGGAGAUGAUCUCUGGCACCAUGAGCGGCGCUCUCUGCGCCUACUCGUCCGUCUUUAUGCGAUUCGCAUGGCGCGUCCAGCCCCGAAACUACCUCCUCUUCGCUUGCCACGCCACAAACGCUACCGCACAAGCUGUCCAGCUCUUCAGAUUCGCAAACUACCACCAUCUCGGCGGAAAGGAAAAGCGCCAGAGCCUCCCAUCCCCCCAGCUCGCUUCCGCAUAA
Messenger RNA from Moesziomyces antarcticus, 354 nucleotides. Its product is annotated as UPF0041-domain-containing protein. Gene Ontology annotation, cellular component: mitochondrial inner membrane. The record is from RefSeq and is a predicted model, not a curated record. Gene Ontology annotation, biological process: pyruvate import into mitochondria. Lineage: Eukaryota; Fungi; Basidiomycota; Ustilaginomycetes; Ustilaginales; Ustilaginaceae. The transcript is spliced from 2 exons. The coding region runs from base 1 to 354 and encodes 117 amino acids.